This is a messenger RNA of Orbilia oligospora ATCC 24927, 1914 nucleotides long. RefSeq lists its product as uncharacterized. Bases 1 to 1914 code for a protein of 637 amino acids. NCBI's taxonomy places the organism in Eukaryota, Fungi, Ascomycota, Orbiliomycetes, Orbiliales, Orbiliaceae. Gene Ontology annotation, molecular function: DNA binding; FAD binding. The transcript is spliced from 6 exons. The record is from RefSeq and is a predicted model, not a curated record. Gene Ontology annotation, biological process: circadian regulation of gene expression; entrainment of circadian clock by photoperiod. Gene Ontology annotation, cellular component: nucleus; cytoplasm.
AUGACGACAAGGGUUCUGUACUGGUUUCGUACCGAUCUAAGGUUACACGACUCCCCAGCACUCAAAGCCGCAUUAGAUCUGAACCCAGACGUCUUUUACCCAGUGUGGACCUGGGACCCCCACUAUGUGUAUCACGCUAAAGUCGGGCCGAACCGCUGGCAGUUCCUUCUAGACUGCCAGAGCGCGGUAUCGGAUGGUUUGUCGCAAUUGAACUCAAAAUCCCGUCUCCUUGUCCUUCGCGAGAGCCCUCUGACUAUAUUGCCGAAAUUGUUUAAGGCUUGGAAUAUAUCCCAUCUCGUUUUUGAGAAGGAUACGGAUUCGUAUGCUAGAAAACGAGAUGACGAGGUUUUGGCAAAGGCGAAGGAAGCGGGCGUGCAGUGUAUUGUGAAGUAUGGAAGAACUCUUUGGGAUAGUGAUGAUAUCGUGGGUAUCAAUGGUGGCCCCACCAUGACUACCAUGCAGCUUCAGAAAGCAGGUCAAAAGAUAGGACCACCUCCACGACCAAUACCGGCCCCAAUUUCGAUCCCACCGCCCGGAGACCUAUCGUUAGAGCAUGUUACCCAGGACAAACCAGGACCGCAAUACUUCAAUGCUGACCAGAAUCAGUCAAAUCGCUCAUCUGAAGAUUCAACCUAUCACGCAGGACUCCGUGGCCCGAAGGGUGAUUUUUCCGUCCCGACAAUGGAAGAGCUCAAGAUGACUGCUACGACCCCUCACCGAGGUGGUGAAAAGAUCGCACUAGAGGUUUUAGAAAAUGUAAUAAAGGAUAAAGAAUACACCGCUACCUUUUCGAAACCAGAAACCGCUCCUACGGCUUUUCAGCCGGCGUCAACAUGUCUCCUCUCUCCACAUAUGCAUUUCGGGUCAAUUAGUUGUAGGAAGUUUUAUUGGGACGUCUUGGAAGUCGUCGAGGAAUGGGAGAAAUCCGGCAAAAAGGCCACGGAACCUCCAUGCUCAUUAACCGGUCAGUUAUUCUUCAGAGACAUGUACUUCGCAGCUCAAGCUGGUAUCGGGACGUGCUUCGGCCAAACUCUUCACAAUUCAAAGGUCAGGUAUAUACCCUGGAAUCUCCCCUCCAAGCACCAACCAAAUCCAGACGAUCCAAAAAAAUCCCUAUCGAUCAAAGGCACCUAUCAUGUUGAUAGCGAAGAGGCCGAAGAAUGGUUUAUCAGGUGGCGGGAAGGUCGGACGGGGUUCCCAUGGAUCGAUGCUAUAAUGAUACAAUUAAAAACCGAGGGCUGGAUCCACCACUUGGCAAGACAUGCUGUUGCAUGUUUUCUUACCCGAGGAGGUUGUUACAUCGACUGGGAGCGAGGAGCUGAGGUAUUCGAGGAGUGGUUGCUGGAUCACGAAAUCUCCUGCAACGCAGGAAAUUGGCAAUGGUUAUCAUGUACCGCAUUCUUCUCACAAUAUAUGCGCAUCUACAGUCCCAUAGCCUUCCCACAGAAAACUGACAAGGAGGGCAACUACGUUCGACAUUACAUCCCUCAACUGAAGAACUUUCCUGAAAAGUACAUCUACGAACCAUGGAAGUGUCCUAUACCGGACCAAAGAGCCGCAGGAUGUAUAAUCGGAAAGGACUAUCCAAAGCCAAUGUUUGAUUGGAAGGACAGGAAGGAGAUAUGUAUUCGUGGCAUGAAAGCAGCAUUCGAAGCAGGAUUUCACGGGAGCGAUGUAAAAGUUAUCAAUGGUGAAGCGAGAUCAAUUCUGACAGAGAGGCCUGGAAAUGAUACCAAAAACGACACUAAAAUAACCAGCAAACUUGAGCCUAGUAACCAACAAGGAAAGGCCAAAGCCGAAAGUCGACCUUCCACUUCCAAAUCUAUGAAAUUGCCGGCGAAACGGGGACAGACUACGCUGGAUGAAAUGUUCGCUCGCAAGAAGGUCAAGUCCGAAGACGAAGGUAACAUUUAA